Dendrobium catenatum is the source of this 1369-nucleotide messenger RNA. RefSeq names its product delta(14)-sterol reductase. The transcript has 13 exons. Gene Ontology annotation, biological process: sterol biosynthetic process. NCBI's taxonomy places the organism in Eukaryota, Viridiplantae, Streptophyta, Magnoliopsida, Asparagales, Orchidaceae. Gene Ontology annotation, molecular function: Delta14-sterol reductase activity. Gene Ontology annotation, cellular component: endoplasmic reticulum membrane. Bases 97 to 1206 code for a protein of 369 amino acids. The record is from RefSeq and is a predicted model, not a curated record.
UGGGGACAAACCAUACAAACCCCCCUACCCGGCGACGCGCUCUCUCAGCCCCAAUCUGCAAUCCUGAUAGGCAACAGAAGGCAAUCUCGAAUCUCGAUGGAUGUGGGAGUUGUUCUACAUUCCUUUCUUCCUUCGUGGAGCUCAGCUGGCAUACUUCUGUCGUACUUUGUUUACUUAGCGCUAGCCGGCGCCAUUCUUCCCGGAAAGAACGUUCCUGGUGCUGUGCUCUCCGAUGGCACCCGGUUACACUACCGAUGCAACGGUUUGGCAUCACUAUUUAUACUGAUGGCUCUUUUAGGGAUUGGCGUUAGCUUGAGAUUGAUAUCUCCUACGGUCAUAGCUGACAGGGGAGCUCAGCUAUUUUCAGUUACGUUUAUAUUCAGUGUGAUUGUUACUCUACUCUUGUACAUUACUGGAUGCAAGUCUCACGAUAACAGCUCGUCGCUCAGAGCACGAGCCACAGGAAACUUUAUUCAUGACUGGUGGUUUGGCGUACAGCUAAAUCCUCAUUUCAUGGGUAUCGAUCUCAAAUUCUUUUUUGUCCGCGCGGGUAUGAUGGGAUGGCUUUUCAUCAAUCUCUCUCUCUUCUCCAAAAGUCUUCAAGCUGGCAAUGCAAAUAUCUCCGUUAUUCUUUACCAGCUAUUUUGUGUGUUGUACAUUAUAGACUAUUUCUUCUACGAAGAGUUCAUGACUUCCACGUGGGAUGUGAUUGCAGAGAGUUUGGGCUUCAUGUUAGUCUUCGGAGAUCUAGUAUUCAUUCCUUUCACUUUUAGUAUUCAGGGUUGGUGGCUUUUGCGAAACAAAGUCGAACUUCCAAAAGUAGCUGCUCUUAUGGAUUGUCUGGUUUUUCUCAUUGGCUAUCAAAUAUUUAGAGGAGCUAACAAGCAAAAGCAUGUUUUUAAGAAGGAUCCCAAAGCUCCCAUAUGGGGCAAGCCUCCUAAAGUUAUUGGAGGGAAGUUGCUUGUAUCUGGUUAUUGGGGAAUUUCAAGGCACUGCAAUUACCUUGGAGAUUUACUACUGGCAUUAUCAUUUAGUUUGCCAUGCGGAGCAAGUUCUGUAAUUCCAUACUUCUAUCCCAUAUACCUUCUUAUUCUGUUAAUAUGGAGGGAGAGAAGGGAUGAUUCCAGGUGCUCACAUAAGUACAAAGAAAUCUGGGCAGACUACUGUGAGCAUGUUCCUUGGAGGAUUUUCCCAUAUGUUUAUUAGAAGUAAUCUCUUAUCCUUGAGAGGUAAACAAAUUUUUAAUUCUCAACCUUUUUAACUUUCCGUGCAUUUUAUGCAGCUUCAGAAAUUCAAGCUUGCAAAGCUUUGUACUUUGAAUACUGGUAUUUUAUUUUUUUUUAAACUAUAGUUGUUUUUGGCCUUUUUU